CAUAACAAGAACACUACUCUCCACCCAUAUCCGAGAAGAGUCUGUUAAGAGGUUCUCACCUUCUCGUCUGCGCUCUCAUUACCAAGAAAGACGCCGGUGUACUAACAACACGCCGAGGUAUCUUAGGACACCACUGCAGCUCCUCAUUGGUCAGGAGUAUCGAGGUCUAGUGCGUAACGUCGCGCGCUGGACACACGCGAGCCCGCCGAAGAAUUCACUGAGAAAACCUUGUGGAUAUUCAGGUGGAGAUUUUACAUGCCAAAGCUGGGGGAACAGACUUCAACACAACACACUUUUGAGCAAAGCUUGAAAGUUUUCGCCACAAUAAUUGGUUAUCGGAUGGACCAGCACCCCAGCGCCCGGAGCUGCACCAGUCGCGGGGCUCCGUCCUGUGAGGCCGUCCCGACUGAGCCCUCCAUGAAUCUGUACAUCCACUCCACCACCGGCACACGCUUCGAGCUCUCCCUGCCCCAGGAGGAGACCGUGGACGGACUGAAGAGGAGGCUGUCGCAAAGACUCAAAGUACCAAGAGAGAGACUCGCUUUGCUGCACAAAGAAACGCGACUAAGUUCAGGCAAACUCCAGGAUCUAGGCAUCUCGGAUGGGAGCAAGUUAACACUUGUACCAACAGUUGAAGCAGGAUUAAUGUCUCAAGCAUCAAGACCCGAACAGUCAGUAAUGCAAGCCUUGGAGAGUCUUACUGAAACUCAGGUCAGUGACUUUCUGUCCGGCCGCUCCCCCCUCACCCUGGCACUGCGUGUCGGUGACCACAUGAUGUUCGUCCAGCUGCAGUUGGCGGCGCAGCAGUCUGGCGGUCCCCAGCUCCAGCACAGACACCUCAUCACCCGGGGCAACGCAGAGACCCCAUUGGGACAGCCAACGGGGCAGCCCCGUGUUCCCCACCCUCACCCGCACUCCCACCACCACCCCCAUCAUCCACACAGUCACCCCAGCCCACACUUGUCCCAGCCUCACCUGGUCCCUUCCUCCCCCUCUCCCCCAGGCUCCCCUUCCUUCCCCCUGCCAACCACGCACCACCAGCAGCUCCCUCCCAUGUACCACCCGUCGCCCUCUGCCGCUCAGUGUAGCACCCCUACUCCCCCUCCUCCACCCCACUCCCCUCGCCCGUCCCACAUCCCUGGAGGGCUUUUCCGCUCUCCAGCCCAUCACCACCAUCACCACCACCACUACCACCAGCCCUCCUCAAGCCAACCCAGCCACGACAUUGGCCAGGCCAGCCCUGUAGCCCCGGUCCUCUGCCCUGAAGCUAACUGCAGCCCUAACAGCCCCAACAGCCCCAACAGUGGCAGCAGUCCCUCAACACGCUCCCGCAAACCUGGCGCCAUCAUUGAGAGCUUUGUCAACCACGCUCCCGGAGUCUUCUCAGGGACCUUUUCAGGCACUUUGCACCCUAACUGCCAGGACAGCACUGGGCGUCCCAGACGAGAUAUUGGUACCAUCCUGCAGAUCCUCAACGACCUCUUGAGCGCCACACGCCACUACCAGGGCAUGCCCCCCUCCCUCACCCAGCUCCGCUACCAGACCCAGUGUGGUUCACCCACCUCCCCAUCCCCCUCGCCGCCUCCUUCGCCCCAGGUUGCUGGCAUUGGCCUCUCUGCCAAAGCUACCUCUGUGCCCGCCAGCAGCCCUAUCAGCCCUCCGCCGACUCUUCAUCCAUUGGUACAGUGCCAGAGUCAGAUCCGCAUGUGCAAACCCCCUGGUGACCGUGUUCGUCAGACCGAGAACCGUGCAACUCGCUGCAAGGUGGAGCGCCUGCAGUUGUUGAUGCAGCAGAAGCGUCUGCGCAGGAAGGCCAGACGGGACCAUCGCGCUCCCUAUCAGUGGCUGCCCAACCGGAAGGCCGGGCGCAGCAACAGCAACAGCAGCAUGUCCAGCGAGGGCUCCAUGGACCUGGACUUUGACGACUCGGUGUGGAAGCCCGACGUUAAGGCAGACUUGAAGUCUGAGUUCGUCAUGGCCUGAAGCGCCUGAUCCCACACGCUGGGGAAUAGAUUCAGAGAUGUGCAAAGCAUCGCUCGGGAUUUACUUUAGAGAUAUACAUUUGAGGGAGUGGAUUGGCAGGAGGUGACACAGAACUGUGCAAAGGUGUCUUGUGCAAAGAGGAAAUCAGAGUUGUCCUUGUGGCUGGCAUCCGUCACACAAAAAUCAUAAAGCUCCCUGCAGACUUUAAUCCCAUCCGGUCCUUCACAGUUGACCUUGUGAAAAAUAGCAACAAUAGCAAGAGAACUUUCUUUUGAUGCUUGGAUCUGGACAGGCAACAACCGGACUUAAUAGUGUACAAGACUUUUAACGGUGCGGUUACAGAGACCAUACCUGAACUUGAACAUAGCAGAAUUAAAUUGGUGGUGGCGGCGGUGGUGGUGGUGGUGGUAUUUUCAGAUGAUAUUUUUUUUUUCUAAGAUUCUUUUUUUAAAGGGCACUCUGGACAGCAAUGAAGAGAUCCACACUGGACUUAUCAACAGGACAGGAGCACGGGAGGCCUCGGUGUUUCCUAUUCACAUGAAUGGCAGAACUGCCGAACUAUGGAUUAUUAUUCCAACGGGCAUUCUUAUCGAUCUCAAAGCUCACCAACCAGAGUCUAGUUUUUACCUGUUGCGGGGUGGUUAAACCUUCUUUUUUUUCAUUUUGAAACAUAUUAUUAUAUUUUCUAAACAAAAAAUAUGUAGCAUUGUUCACAAAGCAUUCAGGUUUUCAUAUAACAGUUCAAAGUAGUUGUUGAUUUGCACAUUUUCUUGAUUUGUAACAGCUGGUCAAAGUGUGCAAGAAGAAGGAGGAGGAGUUGGGGCCUGAAAUGGACUAGAAAAUGAAAAUGGAAGUAUUGAUAUCAACCUCAGUGACAUAGGGUAUUGAUAGGAAUGAUCAAUGAGUACACAAAAUGAACUAAUAUGAACAGAAAGUGCUUUAGAGGAUUUUAAAAUCUUUAAAAUGUAUAUGGAAAAACAAAUCUAUUUUUUAUCUCUCUUCCUAUCUGCUGUUUUCAAAAAACAGCAGCCCUCUGUGGCUUCAUUCAAGUCAGUGACUACCAACAAAACAUGUACAUCCAUUCAAUCAUUCAUUAGCCCAUUCAUGAAUUAUAGUCGUCUAGCCACAACAGAUGAUACAGAAAGAUAAAUUUCAUCCAGCCCGCCUCAUGUCUUUCAGACCUGAAUGGACUUGUGGAGGGUUCGUAUUAGUUUGUGUACAUAAAUGUGACAAUUGGCAAAGGUUUAUAAGGGUGUGUGGUAUGUUUGACAUUAGCGUAACUUGAUUUAGAAGACCCCAUGUUUUUGUCCAAGUUGUUUUCUCCCAGAUAACCCCACUGUUUCUUAAAAAUCCUGAAGAUCAGCUGCAGUGAAUGCAUGGGUCACUACUUUAUAUCCCAACAGGAUAAAACAUAGAAAUUCUAAGUUGGUAUUUACCUACAAGUCCUCAUAAUAAUUACACUUUUUUUUUUAUUGGCAAAAGAGGGAGAAGUGGGAUCUGUAGCCAGCAUCAUUAUCUAGUGCCUCCACCAGUACAUCCGUUGACAUAUCAGGUUAGGCCUUUCACAGUUUUGCUGCUACACGUGGGCACUUCAAAUGGGAGAAGGAAAACAAAGCGGGAGGGAAAAAGUGACUUUUUCUUUGCAUGCAGAAGUGUGAAUUACACUGAUCUUUUUUUUUUUCUAUUGAUGGAAGAAAAAAAAUAAAAUAAGAAACUGGUGCUGUGGGAAUGAAGGUUACCAACAUGCAUGAAUUUGUGAAGAAAAUAAACAAUGCUGCUUUUGUUGGUUAGGUUUUUUUGUAAUUUCUUUUGUUUUUUCAAUGUUAGAACAACGGUGUCCUGCUAAUGUAUUACGACGCAGAACCAAAACAGAUGAAGUUAAGUGUGGACUCGCGUCUUGCUCAGCACUGAACAUUCCUGUUGUGUAACAAUGAAGAUGAUGAUGGGCAAAGAGCAACUGACUCUCUCUAUGCUCCCCCAGCGCUGGUCCCCCCCCCCACCUUAGGACCCAGACAGUCCUCCAUUAAACACCUCCCCUCCUCCCAGCCUGAACGCCAACCCAGGCUCAUGUGGACAAACUCUGGCAGGGAACCAACAGACCAGCGGAUUACAGUACUGUCCGUCAAGCGUCUGGUCUGUCUCUUUAUCUGUCUGUCUGUCUGACCGGUCGAACCACCCUACCACAAUUGCACUCCCAGAGAUUGCAGUGAGAGAUUACCUUUUUUUGGUGAACCUCAUCUUUUUUUUAAGUGGCCUUACCUUUCACUAAAAAAACGAGACACUUGGGGACAAUGGGGACGGGAAAUGUUUUUUUUUCUUUUUGGGAUUUUUGAAACUUUCUGUGUUGCAUCGUUGUCGGACUUGUUGUCAUCAAGGCGCCAUUUUUUGUCACUGGGGACACUGGGCAUCUGUUGUUUAGUGCUUUUAGCUGGUGGAGUCUCUAAUAUGUCAAGGCUUCUGUGCCUUAAAAAUGUUGCCCUUGCUGUGUCAGUGUAAGAUUUAAGCUUGUUUUCAUUGGUUGAUACACAGGACUGUAGUAUUCGCAGCCAUGAGAGUCGUAAAUUUUAGGGGUGAAGCUUGUUUGAGUGAAUCCGAUACUAUUCAAAAGUUAGCGCUGUUCCUCAAACACUGUCUUUGUCCCAUUUCUUCAUUGUGUUGCCAUGCUUGUUGGUCUCCGUUGUCCGCACCUCACAUCCCUUUUUACACAGUUCUCCCACCAACAAGCUGCAAAAAGCUACUAAUCUGUGUUAACUUAUGUUAACUGAGGAAGUUUAAAUCGCAGUACUUAGACGGCGAGAAACAGCCUGAAUAAGAAAGGUCCUCUGAGGACUCCAGACUACAUGCACUUCCUGUUUCCUUGGAUACAACAUUAUUAGAGGACAAUUUAUUCCCUGCCCCUCCCAAAUUUUUAUUUAAUUUUGUUUUGUAUAUGUAUGAACUAUACUCUGUGUGUGCCUCACGUCUGUGUGAAACUCAAAAAGAUGAAACAAAACAAAAAAGACAAAAGCAUUACAGAGAGGAUAAAAAACAGUAUGUUGGUGGAAUUUCUGAUCACAUCAUUUACGUUGCCUGUUCUUUCUUGUAGCCAACUAUUGAAAAUAACAGGAUUCAAGAAUACAAUUUACAAUGUUCUAGCUCUAGACCGGUGUAGCACAUGUGUGACUGUAUUAAUUUAUGAAACCAAAAUGGUAACUGUGAAUUAUGUAUUUCUUUGUGCAUUUUUUUGUUUGUUUGUUUUUUUAAGCGGGGGAGAAGGUUGUCGGGACAUAGCAGCAGCUGAUGCUCGUGUCCGAACUUUUGGUUUUUUUGGUGGAAUAUAAUGGAAACAGAACAUGUUUC
Messenger RNA from Etheostoma spectabile (orangethroat darter), 5322 nucleotides. RefSeq names its product midnolin (gene midn). The coding region runs from base 256 to 1983 and encodes 575 amino acids. The record is from RefSeq and is a predicted model, not a curated record. The transcript has 8 exons. NCBI's taxonomy places the organism in Eukaryota, Metazoa, Chordata, Actinopteri, Perciformes, Percidae. Gene Ontology annotation, cellular component: nucleus. Gene Ontology annotation, molecular function: protein binding.